Colletotrichum siamense is the source of this 903-nucleotide messenger RNA. RefSeq names its product Aflatoxin B1 aldehyde reductase member 3 (gene Akr7a3-1). The transcript has a single exon. The record is from RefSeq and is a predicted model, not a curated record. Lineage: Eukaryota; Fungi; Ascomycota; Sordariomycetes; Glomerellales; Glomerellaceae. Bases 1 to 903 code for a protein of 300 amino acids.
AUGUUAGAUCUCUUCCAAUUCCGCGGCCACAACGAGAUCGACACAGCCCGACUGUACGGCGGAGGAACGACGGAGACCUAUCUGGCUGACGCCAAAUGGGAAGAGCGCGGUAUCGUGAUGGGAACCAAGCUAUAUCCGAACAGCAAGACCUCUGGGGCCACGGGGCCACUGUCCUACACGCUGCGUGCUGGAGACGUCCGUCGCGGACUGCUGGACAGCCUCAAGGCGCUCAACACCAACAAGAUAGAUCUCUGGUAUCUCCAUGGUCCAGAUCGCGAAACGCCACUCGAGGAAACACUGAGCGAGGUCAACAAAUUGUACGAAGAGGGACACUUCAACCGUUUCGGUAUCAGCAACUUCAUGUCUUGGGAGGUGGCCAAGAUCUGGGAGCUGUGCGACAGAAACGGCUGGAUCAAGCCGACCGUAUACCAGGGUGCUUACAACGCACUCCAUCGCGGGGUUGAGUUGGAAUUGCUCCCUUGCCUUCGUCACUACAACAUAGCCCUUUACGAGUUCCAGCCGUUGGCUGCGGGGUUCCUCACGUCCAGGCAACGUCGCAACGACUUUCAGGAAGGCUCUCGUUUCGACUCAAAGCAUGCUCUGAGUGCGAUGUAUCGAAGCAGAUACGGCAGUGAUAUUGCCUUCGAUGCCUUGGAAAUCAUUCAGUCGGCGGCAACAAAACACGACCUCUCUGUGGCUGAAUGUGCAUUCAGAUGGCUUUCUCACCACAGCGCCUUGGACAAAGAAAAGGGAGACAAGAUCAUUAUUGGAGCAAGCAACUUGAAGCAGCUGGAGGAGAAUCUUGACGACUUGGAGAAAGGACCGCUGCCAGAGGAUGUAGUGAAAGCAAUGGAGGAAGCUUGGCUCGCUUACAAGGCCGUCGUUCCCAAGUAUUUCCACUAG